AUGUCUUUGCUCCUCCCGGGACUACGCCGAGUAGCCCUGAGGGCACCGGCCCCUGCGGCGUCGAUAUGUCGCCAAUGCCUUUGGCAGCAAGCUCCAGCAGCAGCAGCACUACGGCCGUCUUCGAUCCAGCAGCAGCCGUCGUCGGCCCCAUCGCGGAUCCUGCGCAUCUUACGACAGACGAGAUCUCAGCACACGGCCUCACAGCAGGCGGCGCCAUUGAGCGACAUUGCCAAGCAGGCCGUCCCCGAAGCUGCUUCCUCCAAGUCCGCAAAGAGUAGCUCGUGGCCCGAGACGUCGUCAAAGUCUGUCGCAUACUGGCUUCUGGGCAGUGCCGUCAGUGUUUUUGGUAUCGUCGUCUUUGGUGGACUUACACGGUUGACCGAGUCCGGUCUCAGCAUUACAGAAUGGAAACCAGUCACCGGCUCGCGCCCGCCCAUCUCCGACGAGGACUGGGAGUCCGAGUUUACAAAGUACAAGGCCUCGCCCGAAUUCAAAAUGAUCAACUCGCACAUGGACCUCGAUGACUUCAAGUCCAUUUACUUUAUGGAGUGGACGCACCGGCUCUGGGGACGCGUGAUUGGCAUGUCCUUUGUUCUACCGACCAUUUACUUCAUUGCCCGCCGCCGCGUCACCAAGCGCAUGGCCUUUUCGCUCGUCGGCAUCUCGGCCCUCAUUGGUUUCCAAGGCUUCAUUGGCUGGUGGAUGGUGGCCUCGGGGCUCAAGGACGACCUCUUUGCGCCCGGUAGCCACCCCCGCGUCAGCCAGUACCGUCUCGCCGCCCACCUGGCCACCGCCUUUGUCUGCUACUCCUGGAUGCUGCUCUCGGCCCUCUCGAUCCUCCGCGCCCGCCGCGCCGUCGCCGCCCCCGUCGAGACCCUCAAGCACCUGACCGCGCUCCAGUCGCCCGUCCUCACGACCCUCCGCCGCUCCACCGCCCUGCUCACCGGCCUCGUGUUCGUCACCGUCCUGUCGGGCGCCCUCGUCGCCGGCCUCGACGCCGGUCUGAUCUACAAUGAGUUCCCCAAGAUGGGCCUCGGUCUCACGCCGCCCAAGUCGGAGCUCUGGGACAAGUUCUACAGCCGCAAGGAGGACGGCUCGGAUCUCUGGUGGCGCAACAUGCUCGAGAACCCGUCCCUGGUGCAGCUGGACCACCGCAUCCUGGCCACUACGACUUUUUGUGCCGUGCUCGCCCUGUUUGCCUACUCGCGCACUGGCAGGGUCUCUGCCGCCAUGCCCAAGGAUGUCAAAAAGGGCGUCCUGGGCAUGGUACACUUGGUCAGCUUGCAGGUUGCUCUCGGUAUCACUACCCUCAUCUACAUGGUUCCCAUCCCGCUCGGAGCCGCUCAUCAAGCUGGUGCCCUGGCCCUCCUGACGGGCGCUCUCGUAUUGGGACACCGACUUCGAGUGCCAAAGCCAUUGCUGGCUCAGGUGCAGAAGCGGCUUCAGGCUGCCCAGGGGCAGGUCAAGCGGUAA
Molecule: messenger RNA, 1473 nt
Organism: Pestalotiopsis fici W106-1
Lineage: Eukaryota; Fungi; Ascomycota; Sordariomycetes; Amphisphaeriales; Sporocadaceae
Exons: 2
Coding region: 1-1473 (490 amino acids)
Biological process (GO): heme A biosynthetic process
Cellular component (GO): mitochondrial inner membrane
Molecular function (GO): oxidoreductase activity, acting on NAD(P)H, heme protein as acceptor
Source: RefSeq, a predicted model, not a curated record